AAAAGUGAUACUCCUACUGAGAAACGUACUUUUCCUUUGGCCAGCUCUUUUGCUAGUCCAUCAAAUCCAUUUUCUUUUGCCAAUGACUUUAACGGUAUUAACGGUUUCAGUGACUUUGGUUUACUCCCGUUUACCGGCCUUCUUAAUGGAUUGACUCCUAUUGUCAUCGGUAUUUAA
Racocetra fulgida is the source of this 177-nucleotide messenger RNA. NCBI's taxonomy places the organism in Eukaryota, Fungi, Glomeromycota, Glomeromycetes, Diversisporales, Gigasporaceae. The record is from the annotation of a GenBank genome assembly.